This is a messenger RNA of Mycena citricolor, 1970 nucleotides long. The record is from the annotation of a GenBank genome assembly. Lineage: Eukaryota; Fungi; Basidiomycota; Agaricomycetes; Agaricales; Mycenaceae.
GUCAAUCCUUAGAUAGGUAUCGAAAAAAGAGUUGCAUUGGUUCCUUGUGGAAUGCAGAGGUGGAAGAGAGGGUGAGCUGUCUCGCACUGCCACCACCUUCCUCAUUAACUUUCACGACUCGGAUCGCUGCCCUACGAGUCGCACAGCACCACCUUCACCCGAUUCGCAUCCUUCCGUUCUCAGUACCUCUCACUGGGGCUCACACGGACUGCACCGUAUCCGCUCGUGCAGGCGUAUCUGAUCCGAAAAUGGUCCAACCGAGCGUGCCGGGUGAUAAUAGCUGUCUGCAUGAUAUCUUUUUUGCGUGCAAGGGCUCACCACUGACUCUCGGAUUUUGCUCUCGGAUUUUGCUACGAGCUGGUUUUCAAACGCUGCUCGCGACCAUCGUACAUGUGUCAGCAUGUUUGACUUCGAGGUGGGCAGUUAGACUCCGGCUCACAGCUGUGCCCGGGCCAGCCACACGGUGAUCGUUCGCAUAUGUAUAAUCUGUGAUGCAGAGCUCACUAAGCGAUGGAUCAUCUGGUCCCCAUUAUCUAAAAGCCAAGUACUAAAAGCCGUGCGACGCGCAACUUCUUGCUCGAUGAAAUGAUGAUCGGCUCACUCGGGCACCUCUGGUGUGCUCAGACGCUGCUCGUGAAUGCUCAUUCUCGCUGGACAGAUUUGAGCACGUCCAUUACAUCGCCGUCGUCCAUCCUGUAAGUGACACAUCAAGCAUGAAUCACACCGACGAAAGGGCAUAUAAGGGCAUGGCACAAUCUCCAUGUACAUGCCUUCCUUCACUCUUCCCAGCGGAGUCGUCUUCAGCUAUACCGACAGCGGGAUUCCCACGUCCAACGAGACAAACUAUGUUACGCUGGUGCUCAUUCAUGGAAUCAUGUUCAACAACGGGACCUUCCAGUCCUUGGCAGCACUCGGGCCCUCCAAUGGCGUCCGCGUCAUCGCCCCGAACCGUCGAGAUUACGAUGGGUCAACUCCGUUCCCGGACACGUCAGAGUUGCUCGUGAACGGAAGCGAAGCGGAGAAAGAGGCAUUCAUAGCGGAGAUGGGACGCGACUUCGCGCUGCUGAUCGCGGGGCUUGUCGAAUCGCUUUCUCUUCCGGGUGGAGUGGCUGUGGCUGGUUGGUCGCUGGGAUCUCUGGUCCUCAUGGCCGUCGUCGCGUCGAUGGAAAGCUUACCUGAAGAUACGCGCCGGACGCUCAGUAGCUCUGUGCGAAGCGUCAUCGUCUAUCAGCCCCCCACCGUCGUGUUUGGUAUCCCGAACCCGGAAGGGAUGUACGUCCUACCGGCGGAUUCCACCCUCUCUCAGACCGAGACGGGACCGUUCUUAGCGCGUUGGCUGUCGAGCUUCUUCAUGCAUGGUGACCUCUCGACCCGCGAUCUGCGAAAUCUGACCUACUCUCGCACUGACCCGAAUCGGCCGCCCACCAUCGAGACUAUCCCAAUGGGCGGCAUACUAGACUUGACGGCGGGUGCCAAGGCCGACGCGGUGAUCGUCUCUCCGAGUUUCGCCGCUGCCAUGGGGAAAUUGACUGACAAAGCGCUGUUUGACACAUACGUGCGCGGUCAGCUAUGGAAAGACAGCAAGUUCUAUCUCGUGACUAGCUCCAUGGAUAGCUGGAACUCUAUCUACGCCGGGUGGAAGAUUGAGGAGCGGAGUUUCGCGGAGGCGAAGCCUGAGUGCGAGAUCGCCUUUGAGUUGGUGGAAGACGCCAAUCACUUCUUCGUAAUGGAAGAGCCGCAGAAGGCACUGGACUGUUUCAAGCAGUGGUUUGGCCGUUAGCUUAACUUCAUUCUGUCCGAUUGUGGAGAAAACAUCAUCCCCCGAGCUCCAGUCAUGAGAGCGAUACUGCGCAGCCUCCUCUAAUGCAAUUGCUGCUCUGAUGCAAUAACUUUACUGCAGCGUUGUUAUUGAUAGAACUACUUGAUAUCGCUCGUUCUUUAUCUCAGCAUCCACUACAAUCUUUGUCUUC